UGAAACUUCGUCCCCCGAAUGCGAAGUGUGCAGGCGUUGUGGGUGUUUCCCCGCUCAUUCCUCUGAUACAAGUGAUCCGAAAGCUCAUCGGUGGAUCGCUGAGCUGUAUUUGGCGACAUUAUCACGGGAAUUCGGUCAAUAGCGGAUUGUUUUUAAUUUCAUGACCAAAAACGGAUUAUUCGCUAAGUUGGUGACGGCUGUGGCUCAUUAACUCUGGAGAGACAUGGGCACUUUACGCGACCUCCAGUACGCGUUACAAGAGAAGAUUGAGGAAUUGAGACAGAGAGACGCGCUUAUUGAUGAACUGGAGUUAGAGCUGGACCAGAAAGAUGAACUGAUUCAAAAGCUCCAAAAUGAGUUAGACAAAUACCGAUCCGUUAUCAGACCGGCCACUCAAGUCCACAAGCAGAGCGUCCUUCAAGAACAGCAGAGGACCAAGAGACAAGCGAUCUCAGCCGAACCAACAGCCUUUGACAUUCAGGACCUCAAUCAUGUCACCCUUCCUUUCUACCCAAAGAGCCCACAGUCUAAAGAACUCAUCAAGGAGGCCAUUCUUGACAAUGACUUCAUGAAGAACCUUGAGCUGUCUCAGAUUCAGGAGAUCGUAGACUGCAUGUACCCUGUGGAGUAUGAUAAAGAAAGCUGCAUAAUCAAAGAAGGUGAUGUGGGCUCUUUGGUCUACGUCAUGGAAGAUGGCAAGGUGGAGGUGACCAAGGAGGGCAUGAAGCUCUGCACAAUGGGACCGGGGAAGGUGUUCGGAGAGCUUGCCAUCCUCUACAACUGCACCAGGACUGCAACGGUUCAGACCCUCUCAAAUGUGAAAUUAUGGGCCAUUGACCGACAGUGUUUCCAAACCAUCAUGAUGAGAACUGGACUCAUCAAGCAUGCUGAGUACAUGGAGUUCCUGAAGAGUGUUCCAACGUUCCAAGGCCUUUCAGAAGAAAUACUCAGCAAGCUAGCUGACGUGCUGGAAGAGACACACUACAGUGAUGGAGAGUUCAUUAUAAGACAAGGUGCCAGAGGGGACACGUUCUUCAUCAUUAGCAAAGGAAAGGUGAACGUUACUCGGGAGGAUCCACCCAAUGGGACCCUGGUCUAUCUGCGAGCAUUGGCUAAAGGAAAUUGGUUUGGAGAAAAAGCCCUUCAAGGAGAAGACAUCAGGACAGCUAACGUCAUCGCCGCUGAGGCUGUAACCUGCCUCGUCAUCGACAGAGAGUCCUUCAAGCACUUGAUUGGAGGUCUGGACAACGUCUCAAACAAAGGCUAUGAUGAUGCUGGCACCAAAGCUAAAUACGAGGCAGAGAAUGUAUUCUUCUCCAAACUGAAGCUGGUGGACUUCAACAUCAUCGACACCUUGGGGGUUGGAGGAUUCGGGCGAGUUGAGCUGGUGCAGCUCAAGAGUGAAGAGACCAAAACUUUUGCAAUGAAGAUUCUGAAGAAGCGGCACAUAGUUGACACGAGGCAACAGGAGCAUAUCCGCUCGGAAAAACAGAUCAUGCAGGAGGCCCAUUCAGACUUUAUUGUAAGAUUGUACAGGACAUUCAAAGACAGCAAGUAUCUGUACAUGUUGAUGGAGGCUUGUCUAGGAGGAGAACUUUGGACCAUUCUUCGGGACAGAGGAUCAUUUGAAGACUCCACUACACGGUUUUACACAGCCUGUGUGGUUGAAGCCUUCGCUUACCUGCAUUCCAAAGGAAUCAUCUAUCGUGAUUUAAAACCAGAAAAUCUUAUUCUGGAUCAUAGAGGAUAUGCCAAGCUUGUGGACUUUGGCUUUGCUAAAAAGAUUGGAUUUGGGAAGAAAACAUGGACAUUCUGCGGAACACCAGAGUACGUAGCUCCAGAGAUCAUACUUAAUAAAGGCCAUGAUAUUUCAGCUGACUACUGGUCACUGGGAAUCCUGAUGUAUGAACUCUUGACUGGAAGCCCACCAUUCUCAGGACCAGAUCCAAUGAAGACAUAUAAUAUCAUUUUAAGAGGAAUUGACAUGAUCGAAUUUCCAAAGAAGAUCACCAAAAAUGCAGGCAAUCUAAUUAAAAAACUAUGCAGGGACAGUCCAUCAGAAAGACUAGGAAACUUGAAAAAUGGAGUCAAAGAUAUCCAAAAGCACAAAUGGUUUGAAGGCUUUAACUGGGAGGGACUACGCAAAGGAACUCUCGUCCCUCCAAUUAUUCCUGAUGUGGCCUCCCCCACUGACACCAGUAACUUUGAUAACUUUCCUGAAGACAAUGAAGACCCUCCCCCAGAUGACAACUCCGGCUGGGACACUGAUUUCUAAAACUGAACCUUAUUACUUGUCCUGCCCUGGAGUGUCUCGUGCCAUACAUCAGCCUGAGGCUGUGCUUAAGGAGCCCAAAAGUGAAAAGAUGUUUAGUCCAGCAGUGUGACACCGAGAUGCCUUCACCCAUCCUUCUCCUGUCCUGCGGUGCCACUGGGGGCAUCGCCGCUCCCAGCAGCACCCCAUGACUCCCGUAACUGUCCAUAUCAUAACGACUGGAGUCCAUAUUCCAAACCCUGCCUCGGAAAUGGACUUGCACUGAUAUUUCAUAAAUUAGUUCUGCACAAACUCCAUUUUCAAAUACAUUGGCAUUGAUAAUGUUGAAAGGUUUUUAAAUUGCGAUGACCUUUAUUAUGAUAAUAUGCCAUAAUUUUGUAUAUAUGGAUUUGGAACAGAAACACACUAAUGUCAAAAAAAAGAUACUCUGGUUGAUAUAGAUGGAAUAUUUUAUUGGUAUAAUGAAAAUGUUAAUUUCCACUUAUGAAUGCAUACUUUCCACUUAUAAAUGCAUACUCCAAAUGUUUAUUCAGAUUCUUCUCCGGAAGGCUUGUGGAACCUUGAGGUUUUAUGAAUGUUAAAUUUUUUUUAUUUUUAUUCCAGGUUUCAUACAAGUUGAAAUAAUUUUGAUUACCAUAAGAAAAUAAUUUUGACUCAUCCCUUCCAUUCUUUAAAAAUAAAGCAAAAUUUAUGUUACAGUGAGGUAUUUACAAUGGAAGUGAAUGGGGCCAAUUUUUGUAGGGUUAAAAGGCAGAAAUGUGAAGUUUAUAAUUCUAUAAAAGCGUGUGAAUUAUUUGAGCUGUCGUUUUAAAGUUUUAAGGUUUAUGGCAUUACACGGUCAUGGCAUCAAAAUUGUAAAAUUGGAUGUAACUUUACACAGAAAAGGUUAGUAAGCGAUUGUAUCACUCUAAAAUCACACCAACGCAUAUUGUUUAUGUCUAGUGGCUAUACUUUUUAAAUAGUAUUUUAACAUUUAUUGAUUGGCCCCAUUCACUAAAGAAAGCAAGGGACAAGCUGAAAUAAUUUUUUUGUUGUAAUCAACAUCAUGCCACAUUUAUUGAACCACGAAAAUGAUUUAAAGAUAAAGGUCAUCUAUUUAAACUUUUCAAUAAAUCAGCCCAGACGCAACACAGUAUGUGCACCACUAGAGGGCAGGCGUUUUACUCAAAUAUGACCCAUUAUACUUCCCUAGUGGAAGGGUAGCGUACAACUCCCCAGAUAAAAUAUGGGUAAGCUCAAAAUGAUGUCUAUGGAGUUACAUAAUCAGCUCUAUUAUUCAUAGCAGACAUACCUUUUAAAUAUGUUCUUCCUCCGUCAUUUUCACAGGACAUCCAUGACUCUACCCUACUUACUGAAACAAUGACAAGAUGGCCUGUGGUCUUUAGUAGCUUGAACACAAAGUGCUGUGCUGGAAAAACAAUUAUGUAAACGUAUUUAUUGUAGGACCAGGGGUAAAUAUGUAUGUAUAUAUGCAGUGGUAAUAUUUUUGUGAUAUCUGUAGAGAUUUCCUGUCAGAGUAAUAAAACAGUCCUAUUGCUUAGUAUUUUUCUUUCUUCUUUCU
Xyrauchen texanus (razorback sucker) is the source of this 3833-nucleotide messenger RNA. Its product is annotated as cGMP-dependent protein kinase 1-like. Bases 224 to 2275 code for a protein of 683 amino acids. Gene Ontology annotation, biological process: protein phosphorylation. Lineage: Eukaryota; Metazoa; Chordata; Actinopteri; Cypriniformes; Catostomidae. The transcript is spliced from 18 exons. Gene Ontology annotation, molecular function: cGMP-dependent protein kinase activity; ATP binding. The record is from RefSeq and is a predicted model, not a curated record.